Messenger RNA from Amaranthus tricolor (Joseph's coat), 1412 nucleotides. RefSeq lists its product as uncharacterized. The coding region runs from base 255 to 812 and encodes 185 amino acids. Lineage: Eukaryota; Viridiplantae; Streptophyta; Magnoliopsida; Caryophyllales; Amaranthaceae. The transcript has 2 exons. The record is from RefSeq and is a predicted model, not a curated record.
CUAUCCUCGAACUCGAACAUUGAUUAUAGUUCUUGCGAAUGGGAUACCUAAUUUGAUGAUAACAUCAUGAUGAAAAAAUUUGAUCUAGUUCUCAAAUUUCGUCUUCACUUUGAGCAAGAAAUUGUUAUUUUUGGGGACAAGUUUUAAGAGUCAGGACUGCGUAGUAGGGAGUAUCAUUGACCAUGGAGCGUGCCGCCGAAGAACCCAGUUAGUUUACACAGACAACGCCCAGCGUAUGAAGAGAAACUCCAUUGAUGAAUACUGUUGGAGAAGCCAUGAUUCGUAGAAUGCUAAGCAAGGGUAUUCGAGUUGCCUCACUGACUUCACCCCAACUUCCAUGUCCGCGUUAUUUCUCCCCAUUUUCUUCUUCUUCCCGUCUUAAUUCUUCAUCUUCUAACCCUAAUUCUUCUGCUUCCGAAACCAAUGAUAUUGACGAUGUCCCUUCUGAUGUUUCUACUCAAGAGCUAAAGCGCAGAAUAAGUCGUUACUUAGAAGGUGAAGACGAUGCUAUUCCUUCCAUCUUUGAAGCUAUAUUAGCAAGGAAAUUGAGUGGAAAACAUGAUAACUCUGAUGAUGAGAUAAUGGAGGAGUUUCGAUCAAAAAAGCGGGAAAACAAGGAUCAACAUUUUUUGUCCAAUUUGGAUGUUAGUGAUGAUAAUACCGAUUCAGAUGAGGAUGACACCGAUUCAGAUGAGGGUGACACCAAUUCCGAUGAGCAUGACACAUAUUUGGAUGAGAAGGACAACGAUUCUGGUAACGAACUUACAUUAUGGCUGGAGGAAAUACAACGAGAGCAAGGGAGGGAAGAAUGAUGAGUUUUCCUUCCAAGUUCGUCCAUUGUAUGAAAGAUUUGUUUCUCGCAAAUAGAAAUUCAUGACUCUAUUUGCAUCGAGUUUAUCGAGUUUUUUUAGUUUUAUGGUGCAAACUCAGGACAAAAGAAAUACAACUUAAAAAAUGGACUUUGGCAAUUAAAUGAGAACAAGAGUUGCUCAUGUUUACAAGUCUAAAGGAGGUUCAUAUUUUAAACCAAUUAACUAUAGUAGGAGUUACUCAUUCGACGUAAGAGGUAUAUUCCUUUCUCUUUCUCUGAACAACUAGACAAUAAUGCUCAACUGUAACAAAUUCAUUGGAUUUUAUUUAGUUUUCAGUCGGGACAGGUUGAUGCUUAUUGAUUGUGUAGUCUUUUGCCUUUUAUGUUAUGCAAUUAGAGUUUUAGCCUCAAUUUAGGUUUUUAAAUAUUAUCUACAACUUCCUCCGUUCUGAAAUACCCAUUAUAACAAGUAUAAUAGUACUUGUUAUAGUAAGUAUAAUCAAACGGAAGAAGUAUAUAGUUGAUAAUUUUUGAUACUUCAAAUGUUUUUUUUAUCUGUAGCUUGGUAAUAUCUCAGUCCCUCCUAUUCGCUAUUAUUAUC